AGGGAGGGAGAGAAAGAGCCUGAAGAGAAAGGCAGCGGAGGAGACAGACGACAGGAGACGAAAGGCUGAGACACAUCCAGAACCCCACAAGAAAAAAUGCCCAAUUUUGCAGGCACCUGGAAAAUGAAAAGCAGCGAGAAUUUCGAAGAUUUGCUCAAAGCUCUGGGAGUGAACGCAAUGCUGAGGAAGGUGGCGGUGGCGGCUGCGUCUAAGCCCCAUGUGGAGAUAAGGCAGAACGAUGAGCACUUCUACAUCAAGACCUCCACCACCGUCCGCACCACGGAGAUCAACUUCCUCAUGGGAGAGGAGUUUAAUGAGGAGACGGUGGACGGCAGAAAGUGUAAGAGCUUGGCCACUUGGGAAACAGAAAACAAGAUGUACUGCAAACAGACUCUACUGAGCGGGAACGGCCCGAAGACCUUCUGGACCCGAGAACUCAAUGGGGAUGAACUCAUACUGACUUUCGGAGCCGAUGAUGUGGUGUGCACGCGCAUCUACGUACGAGCAUAGCAGAAGUCCACAAGUUCAAAUAUCCUCAAACAAUUGGUGUUUUAAUGUCUGAGCUGUCAGUGUGAGAAAUUUCACAUAAAAUCAACAUUUUCUAAUUAUCCGUUUAGACAUUCAAUGUUUACCAUCUUCACAAAAGUCACAAUUUCAGAUGUUGCCGUUUUAUCAAUUUUUGUAUGUAAUUUUCUAGCAUUGGAAAUCGAACAAAUGAUCUUUUGUUUGUUGUGUUAAAGAGUGUAUGCUUUUGGGACAUUAGAAAAGUCAAAAAGGCAGAUAUAUCACCUGAUGAAGAACUUACGGGUUGACCUUUUUCUUUAAAAAAAGAAACAAGUGGCCCAUAUCAUAAAAACGCUGUCAAAAAUAAAAAAGAAGGUGGUCAACUAGAUUUCUUACUAUUUAACGUAUAGUUUAAUGCCCAACACCAUACUAACACUCAUGUACAACAUCAUAAAAGUCCAGACACAUUAAAACGAAGUACAAACAAUGUCUUUAUGUACAAUCAUUUCCCGGGACUUUCUGUGGUAUUCCAUAUUAAACAUAGUAAAUAUAAAAAUAAAAACCCAAGUAAUAAACUGUUCCAAGAUUGUCUGUAGCUGUUUAUGUUACUGACCAUUGCCUUUAAUGGAGGAAUAUUUGUAGUCAGGCUGCUUCAUUUAAAGUAUUGGAGCAAAUCUGUGCCGACAUAAUGAACUUUUGGUGCGUCCAACUUGCUUAUGUUAUGAUGAUGUGAAGAUAACAAGGAUAGCGUUAAUGUUAAGAACAGCGUGUUGCUUAUAUGUUAAUUUGUGAAACACGUUUAACGGUAUUUAGCAUGAUGGAUAUCUUCCCAUCUCCAUCUAACAUAUCGACAGGGCCAAUUCCAGUUUUAUUGAAUAAACUGCAGGAAUACAAAUCAUUAGUUUACAUCCCUCUUUCAAAUGGAAUACAACAUUCACGUUUGUAUUUCAGCAAGAAAUACAAAACUGAUAGCUGCGUCUAAAGGAAAUAUUAUUGUUUGCUUGUUAUCUUGAUCCAUAAACUGUUCACACGUCUGACAUUCACAUAGAGCUACUAUACAUCAGUCAGUGUUUGUCACCAACAAAGGGCAUACAAAAUAAACACCGCUCAGGUACAGUUUUAUAGGCGACAUAUCGAUCCUGUCAUUCUGAUUAUAACCAUUUCAUAAAGUUUAAAUACCAGGAAAGGUUGAUAGCAUUGAGUAGACCUCAGUACUUUGAAAAAGGACAUAUACUGUACUUUCAGAAAUGAGAAAUGCUGCUCCGCUACAUUCAAUCAUCUUAAAACCACGAGUGAUACUGAUACCAGAGACUGAAGGUAGAAA
This is a messenger RNA of Trematomus bernacchii (emerald rockcod), 1828 nucleotides long. Its product is annotated as cellular retinoic acid-binding protein 1. Lineage: Eukaryota; Metazoa; Chordata; Actinopteri; Perciformes; Nototheniidae. The transcript has 4 exons. Gene Ontology annotation, molecular function: fatty acid binding. Gene Ontology annotation, biological process: fatty acid transport. The coding region runs from base 97 to 510 and encodes 137 amino acids. Gene Ontology annotation, cellular component: cytosol; nucleus. The record is from RefSeq and is a predicted model, not a curated record.